AUGAUCGCCAGGACCACCCUGCGCGUCAUGUUCAAGCAGCGCUUGAAGGAGGCCAUCAAGCAGGCCGAGGACGAAGGCAGUAAAUUGAUCCUCUUCAUCGACGAGAUGCACAUGCUCAUUGGCGCAGGCGAUCGAAGCGGCACCGCGGACACCGCCAACAUCCUCAAGCCGGCGUUGACCCGUGGUCGCCUCUGCUGCAUUGGUGCUACCACCUCUCAGGAGUAUUACAGGUACAUUGAGCAGGAUGUGGCGUUCGAGCGGCGGUUCCAAAAGGUUGAAAUCGGGGAGCCGAGCUUGCAAACGACCAUUGCCAUCCUGCGGGGGCUGAAGCAGAAGUACCAAGAGCACCAUGGCGUGGAAAUCGACGACGAGGCUCUUGUUGCCGCUGUAGAGCUUGCUGCCCGUUAUAUUACCGGUCGCAUAUUUCCUGAUAAAGCAAUUGAUCUCAUGGACGAGGCGUGCACUGCGGUAAAGUUGCGUGUAAGCAAACAAAGAGAAAUAAAUGCACCGGGGGAGAUACUGAUUGUGAGCCGGUCGACUGGAAUUCCUAUCACUACACUUGAUCAAGAGGAGGAAAAACUGACUUGUCUAAUAGAUAGACUUCAUGAGCGAGUAGUUGGACAGAAUGAAGCACUUAGUUUGGUUGCACAAGCAGUGCUACGUUCUAGGGUCGGCAUUGAUAAAGCAGGUCAACCGAUAUGUUCUUUCCUCUUUUUGGGCUCGAUUGGUGUUGGAAAGACAGAACUUGCUAAAGCUCUUGCCGAGAAGCUAUUUAGUAAUGAGAAAAUGUUAGUUCAUUUUGACAUGUCUGAAUAUGCUGAGAGUGGAUCUUUGUCGCGUCUCAUUGGAGGACCUCGAAGCUAUGAAGAAGAGGGACAACUCACUGAGAUUGUCAGGCGCCGGCCAUAUAGUGUUAUCCUUUUUGACGAGGUGGAUAAGGCAAACCCCUCAAUACUCAAGGUUUUUGUUCAACUCCUCAAUGAUGGUAUGUUGGUUGAUGGCAAAGGACGAGAUGUAGAUUUCAAGAAUACAAUCAUUAUUAUAAGCUCAAAUCUAGGAUCAGAGCACCUAUCAGCUGAAGUGGCGAUGGAAAAUGCACGUGAUCUUCUCAUGAAAGAGAUUGAGAAAUGCUUCAAGCCUGAUCUUAUCAACAGAUUAAGCGAGAUUGCGAUAUUUGAGCCGCUUUCACACAACAAAUUGAGGGAAAUUGUGAACAUUCAAAUGAAGAGUAUUGUUGCCAUGAUGGCAAAUAAAUGUGUUUCUCUAUCUGUGACAGAUGCCGCCAUGGAAGUCAUUUUGUCGGAAUCACACGAUAUGGUGCACGGUGCGAGGAAUAUAAAGAUGUGGGUACGAAAGCAUGUGAUGAUAAUUCUUUCAAAUAUGUUAGUUAAUAGAGAAGCAUGUAAAGGCUCAACGAUCUCCAUAGAUGCCAGUGACGAUGUACCAAGUAUUGUAGAACAAGGAGAUGCCGCCGCCACCGCCGCGCCUCUAUGCACUGCCCCAGCCACCGCUCCUCCCUGUCGCCGCCAUCAGCCGCCGCCGCCGCCGCCGUCCUUCCGGUCGCCGCCGCCGCAGCUGGUUGCCGCCGCCCCUCCCCACCACUCCGCCUUCCGCCGCCGCCGCCUCUCCCCGAGGUCGUCGCCACCGAACGCCGCUAGCUUCCGCCCAGCUCCCGUCCCACCCCCGCCCUCCCUCCCGCACCACCUACCCGUGCCGCGCACCCCACCUCCAGCCCGCGCCGCACCACCUCCCAACCCGCGCCGCACCACCUCCCAAGCCGCGCCGCGUCACGCGCCCCAAACCCUAACCCUAGCCAUGAGCUCCUCUUCCACCGUCUCAAACCCGUUCGCUGGUCCUGAUGUCACCUUCGCCCGCAACCUCAACAUCCAUGAGUGUGUCCCGGUAAAGCUUGAUCAAAACACCGCGUCCUAG
Molecule: messenger RNA, 1932 nt
Organism: Triticum urartu
Lineage: Eukaryota; Viridiplantae; Streptophyta; Magnoliopsida; Poales; Poaceae
Source: RefSeq, a predicted model, not a curated record